Oldenlandia corymbosa var. corymbosa is the source of this 5435-nucleotide messenger RNA. The record is from the annotation of a GenBank genome assembly. NCBI's taxonomy places the organism in Eukaryota, Viridiplantae, Streptophyta, Magnoliopsida, Gentianales, Rubiaceae.
GUUUGUAACGCUUUUUUUUGUAGAGUACUACUGCUGCUACUAUAUAUGAACUGGGAUUGAAUUUGAUUUUUCCAAGUCAAAAUUUUAAUAUUUUUCAAAAAUAGGUUUCUUAAUUUUUUAUUUCCUCUCCACUCUGUUGCUCCCUCUGUUGGUGGCGCUGCUGUUGCCGCCGCGUAGUUUGCCCGCCGGCGAAGUCGAGGUUUCGGACGACGACGGAAACGAAAUUCAGGCGGAGAAUUCAACGUCUGCUUCCUGUGGCGAAAUGGAUAGCCUGAUUGGACUUGUGAACAAACUCCAGAGAGCUUGUACUCUCCUCGGCGAUUAUGGCGAAGAUAAUCGCAAAUUGCCUACUCUUUGGGACGCUCUUCCUACCAUCGUCGUUCUCGGCGGCCAGAGUUCCGGAAAGUCGUCCGUGUUGGAGAGCAUUGUUGGCCGCGAUUUUCUGCCAAGGGGAUCCGGUAUUGUUACAAGAAGGCCUUUGGUGUUGCAGCUUUACAAGACAAAUCCAGGAUCAGAAGAUUAUGCACAGUUUCUUCAUACGGGAGAUAAAAAAUAUACAGACUUCUCACUGGUUCGAAAAGAAAUUCAGGAUGAGACUGACAAAGUGACUGGGAGGACAAAGCAGAUUUCACCGCUGCCAAUUAAUCUCAGUAUCUAUUCCCAAAAUGUUGUUAAUCUAACGUUGGUAGAUUUACCUGGAUUAACUAGAGUAGCUGUGGAGGGACAGCCUGAAGGUGUGGUUCAAGAAAUUGAGAAUACUGUUCGUUCAUAUGUGGAAAAGCCAAAUACAAUCAUUUUAGCUGUGACUCCGGCCAAUCAAGAUCUUGCCACAUCUGAUGCAGUCAAGAUUGCACGUGAAGUUGAUCCAGCAGGUGAACGGACCUUUGGUGUUUUGACAAAAGUUGAUUUAAUGGACAAAGGAACGAAUGCAUUGGAUGUACUGGAAGGACGAUCGUACAGACUGCAACAUCCCUGGGUUGGAAUUGUGAAUCGUUCACAAGCUGACAUAAACAGAAAUGUUGACAUGAUUACUGCAAGGCGCAGGGAACGGGAAUUUUUCGCCACAAAUCCUGAAUAUGCACAUUUGGCCAGCAGAAUGGGUUCAGAGUAUCUCGCUACGGUGCUUUCAAAGCACCUUGAAUCAGUUAUAACGGCCCGGAUACCAGGUAUUAUGUCAAUGAUAAUCAGAACUGCUGACGAACUUGAAGUGGAGCUUGCCCAACUUGGGAGACCUGUUGCUGUAGACGCUGGGGCCCAAUUGUACACAAUCAUGGAGCUAUGCCGAGCAUGUGACAGAGUAUUUAAGGAGCACCUUGAAGGAGGCCGGCCAGGAGGAGAACAAAUUUAUGGGAUUUUCGACUACCAACUCCCUGCUGCUUUGAGGAAGAUUCCUUUUGACCGCCACCUUUCUCUUCAAAAUGUUAGGAAGGUGGUCGCACAAGCUGAUGGUUAUCAGCCCCAUCUCAUUGCACCUGAGCAGGGUUACAGACGCUUGAUUGAGAGCUCUCUUAAUUAUCUCAGGGGUCCAGCUGAAGCUUCCGUUGAAGCAGUCCACGGGAUCUUGAAGGAACUUGUGCGGAAGUCAAUUGGAGAAACACAGGAAUUGGCACGCUUUCCGACCCUGCAAAGGCACAUAGGAACUGCAGCAAUUGAGGCACUAGAGAGGUUCCGAGAUGAUAGCAAGAAAACAGUGUUGCGCAUGGUGGACAUGGAGUCCUCUUACCUGACUGUAGAUUUCUUCCGAAAACUCCCACAAGAGGUAGAAAAAGGUGGCAAUCCAACUGCCCCUUCUGCUGACCGCUAUAGUGAAGGGCACUUCAGAAGAAUAGGUUCAAAUGUUUCCUCAUACAUGAGCAUGGUCUCUGAAAAUCUUCGGAAUACUAUUCCGAAGGCUGUAGUUCACUGUCAAGUUCGAGAGGCAAAGCAAUCUUUGCUGGAUCACUUCUACACACAAGUAGGCAGGAAGGAGGGCCAUCAGCUUAGUCAUCUGCUGGAUGAAGACCCAGCAUUACUGGAGAGGAGGCAGCAGUGUUUGAAGAGGCUAGAGCUAUACAAGGCUGCAAGGGAUGAAAUAGAAUCAGUGCUGUGGACAAGAUGAGAUUGACUGUUUCAUGAACCUCCUGGAAAGAUAAUUUCACUAGAAAAAUAUGUUUCAUGUUAAUUUCUGAUAUUGAUGGAUUGCUUAAAUUUAAUUAGGGAAUUGUUUCUUGGUGCAUUUGCGCUCUGUAUCCCUUGAGUCGUUACUGGAGCUGAAAAUGGCUUUCUAUCCCUCUUGUGUAGAUCUUGAGCUUAUUUGUAGAUCCAUCGGUUCGGAAAUGUUAUUAACCGCAGAAAACGAGCUAAAACUCACAUGUGCGAGCUCAAGCGCUGAUGAUGGAGUAAUAUCCAAACGAUUUAAAUCUAGUAGCCGAGCAAAAUACAUAAGUAGCCCUUUACAUGCUUUCUAUAUCACAUCACAAAUUGGGCUUAAUAAUAAUCAUCUGACUUUGCCCCAAAAAUGGGGUAAUUAAGUAGGCACAAUCUCAAAAUAAGGGUAUCUUCCACCCCGAUCAAUCUGGUUCUCCAACUAUUCCCUUAAAGUAAGAAGGUCAAAACCAUUACGGUUUUUGUUCAUGAUCACUUCCGAGAAUGUGAAACGUAUUUUCGAUAGUAAAGACAAACUAUAACCCGCAUAGUAUUAUUGCACAAGAUCCUUAAGGAUUAGCAAUGGAAAUUAUGACUCAGGCACCAUCUGUUUGUUUGCCAGAUUUCUUAUCAAGCUCUUCCAAUGCCGCCCAUAGCUUCGGAUCUUCAUAGUCCUUUAUGAGAAAUGUAGGUUUUGCUUGCAUUAACAAGUGCUCUGGAUUUCUAGUUGUUAAACCAACAACCGGCAUGCCAGCAGCAACCCCAGCUUUGAUUCCAGAAACAGAAUCCUAUUGAAACAUUCACAGAAACUGAUUAAUUUACUUGUAAAGAGUAAAGAAUAGUAGUUGCCCAACCAAAAAGGUAUAAGAAGACAAACCUCAAAUACUACAGUGUGAUCCUUGGACACGUGGAGUACUUCAAGCGCCUUCAAAUAGGGAUCAGGGAAUGGUUUUGCACGCUCACAAUCACUUCCAAGAAUGACAGCUUCGAAAAAGUCAGAAAGGCCAAGUAAUGAAAUCAUCAGCUCAGCAUUAGGCUUUGGAGCGUUGGUCACUGCAGCUCGCCUCAAACCACGAUCUUCAAUCCAUUUACGUAAUUUGUACAGGCCAUCAAUGGGUUUCAGUUGCUCCUUAGCCAACCUGCAGUUAUCAUUCCAAAGAACAUAAAGAGAUACAACAGGGUGAUAGAAAAAAUGGCCAUCAUGAGGUGAAGUUAAAAUAAUAGCACCAAGAUUACAGCACUAACUUUCUAAACAUAGCUUCCUUGUCCUCACAAAAUUUCAAGCCCCUUUCACGAUCACCAGGGAAAAGAAUUUCGGCAAUGUCAUCAUUGUGCUUCCCGGCGAUAUUCUCAAUGAAGAAUUCUUCAGUAAUUGGAACACCGCCAUUAAAUCCUAUCUGUCAAAAUAAAUAUAUUCUAUUUAUGGAAGAAAGACUAAGAGAAUGCAUCUCAUUCAAGCUAUAGAGGACAAAGACAUCAUUAUUCAGUCCCUAGAAGCAGAAACAAAAGAUUAACUGUAUCAAUAGACCCUCACCCAGAUUGAUGCAAUAAGUUCACACGCAACUCUGAACUAAAAUUGGCAACUUAUAAUUGAAUGAACAAAAACCAUUGAAAUGUAAAUCGUUACUCACCUCUUGAAGCAUUACACAAAAAGCAUGGUGAUGGAGGGGAUCAGAAUCACAAAGGGUUCCAUCAACAUCAAACAGCACAGCUUGAAGAGGAGCAAGGUGAGCAAGUGACGAAGAGCUGCAAAAAGAAAAAGUAAACUGUAAGUAAAAGUUCGUUCUGGAAAACAACUACUUGAGAUGUGAGAAUAAACACCAAAACCAGAGUUGAAUUUCACUUUAUUCAUAUGUUAAGGUCAUAGUACGUAUAACAACACCCGUACACUGGACUUAAACACAUUUCAAAAGAUGCUCCGAUCAAACAGAACUUAACUGGUAUUCAACAGUUAUAUGCAAUAAAUAUAAAUUCCAAGAGCAACAAGUAGCUCAAAUUAAAGCAUGCCAUACUAUAAAACAUAAAGAACCAAAGCUCCUAGUACUCUAUUACUUCUCCAGAAAUAGAAGAAUGACAUAUAUAGAAGUUCCAAGAACAAGCAUUACAUAUGAUCAUGGGAAAAUGAAUAAUGUAUGAACAGCAAAUAAAUGCGAGGCCAAACAAACAUGGCUAAAGUUGUGAGAGUGGAGAAUAUCUUCAGCAUCAGUUGGGGGUUCAAAACUCGUCGGGAGCCAUCAAAAUAUAAAAAAGAAAAUCAUGGGGAGUCUGUGCAGCCAAUUUCUAGAAACACAUGUACAUUGUAUUUGUGAUUGACGCCCAGAUAAAAUUCUUCAUGAACUUUUCAUGUAUGCAAGGAAAUUACAGAUCAAAGAGGCUCAAAGUAGCAAUGAACAAAAUCACAGAAUGUUUUAAGAAGAGGAUGAAUAAAAUAGAUGAUCAGCACUUCCACAUCUCCUCAACAAUCAAGAUCUCAAUAGGCUGUCUUGGAUUCAACCGUCUACUCAAACAAAAUCCUGCUACGCAAUUUUUCUCUCUGUAUGACUAACUGUUGAAAUUGAAAGGAUCAAAUAACAAAAGUGGCCACAUUCUGCCGACACAUUUUCGAGCAUCUACCCAACCAAUCAUCAAGAACGAUUUCAGAUGGGUUCCAACAAAAAGAUGCACCAAAUGCAUGAGUUAGCAAGAAAGCAAGAACCCCUAAGAACAAUUUAAAAUCCCAAAAAGGAAACCCUUCCGGAAGAAUAGAAUAAUGUUCAUGUUCACCAUACAAGUGCAGAAGUAUCAGCAGAAGCAGAAAAUGAUAAAAGAAUAAUCAAAUCUCUGUAAUACACCGUAUAUCAUACGAUAACAUUUGAGCAAAAAUACAGGCAGUUCUUAUCAAAUUGAUGGAAUUAUACAAUCAAAGAACUUGGUCUGGACGAUCACACGGUGAUUAAACUCAAAAACAAACUUCCGAUAAACAUGCUCGACAUACUAAACCCAGAAGGGAAAAUGAAUUCACCUGGAGGAAGAAUUUUCAGAAGCAGAAACCGUCAUGAUUACUUCCUUUUUCUGGGUUUUUCUUUCCCACUAUUUCUCAGGUCAAUUUUGAUGCGGGUAAAGCUCCCCAAUGAGAGUGUUGAGCACAAAUCAGUGACCCAAAUGUGAUGAAAAAUAUAAGGAAAAGGAGAGAGGGGAAGAAUGUUCUCGGAAAUCAAGGGACACAAAAAGCGCGAGAGAAACUCUGCGUUGUCUCUCCUCCCGCUGGCUCUCCUUUUUCUACAGAAAAAUGGAAAGAAGUUUCUCUUUUUUUUCAGUUACCUUACAAAGUG